AUGAAGUAUACAGGUAAUGCGGAAAUCCCUGCACAGCAUGAUGAAGAUGAUUCCGAGGAUGUUCACGUUCCACCAGUAGCUACUCAGGAAGAAUGGCUAGAAGCUGCAUCACAGGUCCCCUCUUCUGAUCGCUCUGUCUGUAAUGAUGGAAUUCUAAUUCCUAAAGCCGGAAUAGAAGAGCCAGAAGCUGUAUCACAGGCCCAGGAUGAAACUCCGUCUGAUGUCUCGGCUCCUGAGGCCCAAGCAGGGACCAAGAUCAUGGUAGAGACUGAAGAUGCUCCCCAAAAGUCGAAGAAAACACCACCAAAACGGGUUCAGUCAAAGAGAGCCCCACUGAGAAAGUGUUACCCAAGGAGAGCUACAAGGAAUAAGGCCCCAGCUCACAAGAACAAACAUGGUGAAAAGGUUUCCAUCUCAAGUGAUGACUCCGGAAAUGAUGAGGCACCAUUACGCGCUGUAGAUGCACUACUUCAAUCCCUGAACGGAUGCCGCCGGGAGAAGGAUAGCCAAGGUUACCAGGACAUAGAAGGUGAGAAGGAGGCCACCAGCGAGAGGGACAACCAAGGUUUCCAGGAAAUAGAAGGUGAGAAGAAAGCCACCAGAGAGAAGGACAACCAAAGUUUCAAGGACAUAGAAGGUGCGAUUGAGGCUGCCACGGAGAAGAACAACGAAGAUGAGAAGGACAUAGAAGGUGGGAAUGACGCAGCCGGGGAGAAGAACGCCGAAGGUGACAAGGACGUGAAAGCUGAGAAGGACGUUGCCGGAGAGAAAGACAACAAAGGUGACAAGGACGCCGACGAUGAGAAGGACGUCGAAACUACGAAGGAGGCCGCCAGGGAGGAGAACGAUGAAGGUGAGAAGGGCACCGACAAUGACACAAAACAUGCCAACGAAGAGAAGAACACCGUCGUGGACAAGGGCAACAAGAAUGAAUCCACUACUGAAUAUGCUACCCCUGAUGAAGUGAGGUAG
This is a messenger RNA of Dioscorea cayenensis subsp. rotundata (Guinea yam), 972 nucleotides long. RefSeq names its product RNA polymerase-associated protein CTR9 homolog. Bases 1 to 972 code for a protein of 323 amino acids. The transcript is spliced from 3 exons. The record is from RefSeq and is a predicted model, not a curated record. NCBI's taxonomy places the organism in Eukaryota, Viridiplantae, Streptophyta, Magnoliopsida, Dioscoreales, Dioscoreaceae.